Nerophis lumbriciformis (worm pipefish) is the source of this 2363-nucleotide messenger RNA. RefSeq lists its product as uncharacterized. The record is from RefSeq and is a predicted model, not a curated record. Gene Ontology annotation, molecular function: RNA polymerase II cis-regulatory region sequence-specific DNA binding; DNA-binding transcription activator activity, RNA polymerase II-specific. Gene Ontology annotation, cellular component: nucleus. Gene Ontology annotation, biological process: embryo development; regulation of transcription by RNA polymerase II. NCBI's taxonomy places the organism in Eukaryota, Metazoa, Chordata, Actinopteri, Syngnathiformes, Syngnathidae.
UGCAGACGUCCAGCAGCUGAUCGGUAAUCCAGAAGAAGUUUCCCCUCAGUUAGGGGGGAGCUCCACUUUGAAGCAGGAGACUCCACAACCCAUCCAUCCAUCCAUCUUCUUCCGCUUAUCCGAGGUCGGGUCGCUGGGGCAGCAGCCUAAGCAGGGAAGCCCAGACUUUCCUCUCCCCAGCCACUUCGUCCAGCUCUUCCCGGGGGAUCCCGAGGCGUUCCCAGGCCAGCCGGGAGACAUAGUCUUCCCAACUCCACAACCACCCUGCAUUAAAAAGGAAGAGGAGGAACUCUGCAUCACUCAAGAGGGAGAGUGUCUUCUAGGACGAGAGGAAGCUGAUUACACCAAGUUUCCACUGAAUAUUAUCUUUGUGAAGACUGAAGAUGAUGAAGAGAAACCACAAGUAGACAACCUCUUAGCUCCACUAUCAGAUAGUGAGGAUGAAGACGAGGUUGAAGAACCUCUGAGCAGCGAUAAAGACUGUGAAGGUGAUAUGAGGACUCACACUGACAACAAACACUCUGAAUGCUCUACAAAGAAGAGAGGUAAAACAUGUUUGAGCUGCUCAGUUUGUGCUGAAAGUUUUACUAAAAUGAGCCUUUUGACUCGACACAUGAGAACACACACAGGUGAAAGACCAUUCAGUUGUUCAGUUUGUGCCAAAAGCUUUUCUCGAAAAUGUGGUUUGACUCAACACAUGAGAACACACACAGGAGAGAAAACAUUUAAUUGUUCCUUUUGUAGCAAAAGCUUUUCUCGAAAUUGCAGUUUGACUGAACACAUGAGAACACACACAGGUGAAAAACCAUUUAACUGUUCAAUUUGUGGCAACAGCUUUUCUCGAAAUUGUAGUUUGACUCAACACAUGAGAACACACACAGGUGAAAAACCAUUUAAGUGUUCAGUUUGUGGCAACAGCUUUUGUCAAAAGAGCAAGUUGACUCAACACAUGAGAACACACACAGGUGAAAAAACAUUUCAUUGUUCAGUUUGUGGCAAAAGCUUUUCUGUUAAGACCACUUUGACUGAACACAUAAGAACACACACAGGUGAAAAACCAUUUACUUGUUCAAUUUGUGGCAAAGGCUUUUCUGUUAAGAGGAAUUUGACCGAACACACGAGAACACACACUGGACAAAGACCAUUUUAUUGUUCAGUUUGUGGUAAAAGCUUUCCUAAUAAUAGCUCAUUGUGUCGACACAUAAGAACACACGCUGGAGAAAAAACAUUUAGUUGUUCAGUGUGCUGUAAAAGGUUCCAACAUAAUGUAGACGCAGUAAAACACACAAGAACACACAACCAAUUAGCUGUUUAGUUUGUGGUAUGUUGCUCAUAUGUGGUGACAUCCACCCUACCCAGGACCUCCUCACUGCUUCUUUCACAAAUAUCUGAGGUAUUCAUACAAACUUGGAUUAUUUGGAGCAUAAUCUUAUCCACUCAUGACCCCAUGUCUUCUCUGUAUCUGAAACCUUCCUGAACAGUAAGAUAGAUGAUGCUUCAAGUGCUUGGUUACUCCUUCUUCAGUCCAGGGACCUGGGGCCUCAUGUGUCAAGUUUGUGCACGCUCAAAAACCUGCACUACACCCUUUUUCACUGCAAAGUUGACAUGUAUCAAAACUGACGUUGACGUAUAAGUGAUGCUGGGUAACUGUUUGCAUAACAAAGUGCCAACUUUUACUCUUUGACUUUGUCAUGUUGUAUUUUUAAGUUAUCAUGCCAUGAUUUUACCCAUCCGGUACAUGUGGAAAUAGAUUUUCCUCCAUGCGGCCCCUGAGCUAAAAUGACUUUGACACCCCUGCUGUAAUCUGACUCAUGUGAGCAGGUUACUGUAUAAACACAUUUUGUUAUAAGUUAUAAAAAAGUGUUCAGUUGUCAGAAACACAUCAAUGUCAGUGUAGCUGCUGAUAGAAGCAACAUGUAUAUUUGAUAUAUGAUGUCAUAGUUGGUGAGAAUAAAUAAAUACAAUGCAUAAAGAUAAGUUCAUAUUGUACACAUAAUGUGAUUAAAAAGGUAUUUCCUUGGGUUAAUUCAUGCAAGUUUAUGUUAACUUUAUUUUUGUUACAAACCCAUGUCAAUUGAGUGGGGAAUAUAAUUUGGUCACGUUGUUGGGGGAACAAUUAAUAUGUGAGGGAAUUAAGGAAGCAGCAUGAGACGACAAGUGUUUGAUGUGGAAGACGUUAAUGGAGUCGCGGAUUGAAAAUAAACUUUAUUCCCUUGGAGUUUAUGAGGCCAACGAGGUAUGAUUACUUCUGAUAUGUUUGUGAAAUCUAUGUUUUCUUUUUUGCAUGUCAGACUAAUUGUAAGUUCUGUUUGCUUAUUUUAUUACUUCUGACGGCAUUAUAUUUGGCAUCGUUGGUAACAUGA